This is a messenger RNA of Rotaria sp. Silwood2, 1098 nucleotides long. Lineage: Eukaryota; Metazoa; Rotifera; Eurotatoria; Philodinida; Philodinidae. The record is from the annotation of a GenBank genome assembly.
AUGGAUAAUGAUAUGAGAGAUUCCGAAGAUGUUGAGAUGAUUGAUAUUAAUGGAUCAAUGUCAAAAGAAAAUAAUGCACCUAUUCAUACAAAAGAACUUGAUGUUGUUUCAAAAUCAACAGUAACAAAACAUACACCUUGGCUUGAAAAAUAUCGUCCAACUAAACUCGAUGAUAUUGUUGGCAAUGAAGAAGCAGUAUCACGUCUUGCUCAUUUUGCUCAACAAGGAAAUUUACCUAACAUUAUUAUUUCAGGUCCACCUGGAUGUGGAAAAACAACAAGUGUUCUAUGUCUUGCAAGGCAAAUGUUAGGUGAUGCUUUUCGUGAAGCUGUGCUUGAAAUGAAUGCAUCUAAUGAUCGUGGUAUUGAUGUUGUUCGAACAAAAAUAAAAAUGUUUGCACAAUCAAAAGUAUCUUUGCCAAAGGGACGACAUAAAAUAAUUAUUCUUGAUGAAGCUGAUAGUAUGACAGAAGGAGCUCAACAAGCAUUACGUCGAACGAUGGAAUUAUAUUCUAAAACAACUCGAUUUGCACUUGCAUGUAAUGCUUCAGAUAAAAUUAUUGAACCAAUUCAAUCUCGAUGUGCGAUGUUACGAUAUUCAAAAUUAAAUGAUGAACAAUUACUAAAACGUUUAAUUCAAAUAGCUAAAGCUGAACACGUUUCAUUUACAUCUGAAGGUCUUGAAGCAAUUAUUUUUACAGCACAAGGAGAUAUGCGACAAGCUAUUAAUAAUCUCCAAUCAACUGUAUUCGGUUUCGGUCAUGUAAAUAGUGAGAAUGUAUUUAAAGUAUGUGAUGAACCACACCCAAUUCUAAUUCGUGAUAUGAUUGAAAAAUGUGUUAAAAGUGAUCUUGAUGAAGCAUAUAAAGCAAUGAAUCAUCUUUGGCGAUUAGGUUAUACAGCUGAAGAUAUUCUUUCUGUGAUAAUGCGUGUAACUAAAACAUAUCCAAUGAGUGAAUUUAUGCAACUUGAAUUUAUUCGAGAAAUUGGUUUGACAUAUAUGCGUGUUAGUCAAGGUGUUGAAUCCCAAUUACAAUUAUCAUCAUUACUUGCUAGAUUAUGUGAACGAGCUAAUUCAAAUACUCAUAAAUCAGAUUGA